AUGGUGGGGCAGGACUCCCCCGACGGCGACUUCAUGACCUUCGACGAGUUCUUCGGCGGGCCGGGGACUCAGACGAUGAAGAAGAUCGGCCUGCUGAAGCGCCAGAAGAGCAAAACUGGAAAAAACGAACUGCUGCGCGUGCUGCAGAAUCAGCGUGUGCACAUGGACGAGAGUGCAAUUCACUUUGUCGCUGCGCCGCGCGCGGGCCGUCGCGCCGACGCGCGGAACUCGGUCUUCAAGUUGGCUCAGAGAUUCCGCGCGCUCCCUGACAGCGAAAACGUCGCAUGCAUCCACAAAAUGUUCAACGGCGUCUUGGAAGACGAGGAGUCUGGCGACGAGGACUGGGAACCCAGCUUCCGAAAGAUGCCCGAAGUCUUGAAGAGCAAGCGCGCCACGCCCAUCCUGGAGGACGCGUCGCCUGAACACCUGAUGGAUGAAGCCAACUCGAUGGGCGACGACGCCCAAGCAGCUCCCCAGGGAGUGCUGACCUACGAUCAAAUCAACGAGGACCAAACUGUCGACAAGUUCGUCAACGACGCCACAGGACAUCCCGCCGCCGCCAGCCGCGCGGCCGAGGAACGCCGAGACGACGACAAGGAGGACAGUGACGACGACGAUGAUGACGAUGAUGAAAUCCACUUUGCUGAAGAAGAGAUGGACGCCCUCAACUCGAUGCAGCGGGAGUUCAUCAACAGGAACCUCUUCGCCUGGUUCACCGACGUCCGGCACGCGUACGAGACUGGCGUCAAACUCGUCAAGGUCAACGCCCUCGGCCAUAAGUUCAUUCGCAUCGUGGAAGUCAAGGACUUUCUUCUCUCCAUCAAGCAGCCCCACACGCUGAGCACGGUUAAGAUCGACAGACAAGUAGCUGUGACGUCCAUCGUGGCUGUUCGCCUCGGGAAGGAGUCCAGGCAGUUCAGCGCCAUGAAGAGCCUCAUUGAGCAAGGCCUUUCUGCUGCUGUUUCCAGUCCUGCGCCGACGCAAUGCGCGGUUGUUGAGCUACCAGGCAAUCGCACGCUCUCCCUUAUCUUCUUGGACGAAGAAAACAGGAACGGCUUCGUGUUUUUCUUGCGCGUGAUGAUCAAAAAGGCCCUCGCGGCUGCGUCGACACUCCAGGAGAGCUGA
This is a messenger RNA of Besnoitia besnoiti, 1125 nucleotides long. RefSeq lists its product as uncharacterized. Lineage: Eukaryota; Apicomplexa; Conoidasida; Eucoccidiorida; Sarcocystidae. The transcript is spliced from 5 exons. Bases 1 to 1125 code for a protein of 374 amino acids. The record is from RefSeq and is a predicted model, not a curated record.